Musca domestica (house fly) is the source of this 2716-nucleotide messenger RNA. RefSeq lists its product as uncharacterized. The transcript has 2 exons. Lineage: Eukaryota; Metazoa; Arthropoda; Insecta; Diptera; Muscidae. The record is from RefSeq and is a predicted model, not a curated record. The coding region runs from base 703 to 1611 and encodes 302 amino acids.
UUUAUUUAUUUGCGUACUUGCGCCUGAGUGAAGAUGGAUAUCAGUGAAAUUAUAAUAGAGAACGUAAAGAAUUAUGAGUUCGGAACAACUCUAGUUUAGUUCUUACUAAACUCUUCUUCGAUUAGCAUUUUUGAAAGUCAUGGCUAACGUGACCAUACGUCCCGCUUUGAGGUUAUCUGUCCCGCUGUCCCCAACGAGAGCAAAAAUGUCCCGCUUUCGAAAAUACUGGAUAUUGAUAUUGAUGAAAAAUACAUGAGUUAUUUUUUUCCCAGUGAAGAUAUAAUUUAUUUGCAUAGUUUUUUUCAAGCAACAUUAACAUUAAAAUUAACUCGAAAGAUUUUAUAAUGCUAAUGCUGGAGUUAAUGUCGACGUCGUCGACGGCGUCAAAUGUCAACAAAAUUGAAUCGUAUGAAAUUUUAUGAGAGCAGUUAAUCUUAACGCCGUAAGAAAUUCGAUGCCGAAAAAGUUCAAUCUGUUUCAACUUUUUCGGCGUCGUCGACGGCGUUGACAUUAACUCCAGCAUAACAAGGGAAAUCACCAAAUUAAAAAUGCUUAUAAAAACAGAAAAAGUUUCUGUCACUCUGUCAGUACCCUAAGCAUAGACGCUCUAAAUUGUUCUGGUAUCUUUUCAUCGCGGAGUCGGAGAAGGCGAGCAAGGUCAAACAAUUUAUUUUCAAUGUUAGUGAUUGUAACAUUACAAUAAUGCCUAAACGCAAGUGUACUUUUAACAUUUCUUUGCAAAAUAAGUAUCCAUUUAUAAAACAAAGAAGUGGUGAAUCAGACGUUACGUGUGAAAAAUGUCGUACUGAUUUUAGUGUUAGACAUGGUGGUGCCAGUGAUAUUGAGAAGCAUUUAAAAUCGGAAAAACACAAGCUUUCUGAUCAAGCUGCCGCUUCAAGCUCGUCAAUGCUUUCUUUUUUUAAAAGAACAAAUUUGGCGACUUCCAAAGACUUGGAUAUAGCUGCAGCGGAGGGUGCGUGGGCGUACCACACAGUGCAAGAAAACCACAGUUUUCGUUCGAAUGACUGUGCUUCAAAUCUAAUACAAACAUGUUUUGAGCAAAAAUUUAGAUGUGCCCGAACAAAAUCACAAGCUAUAGUUGUAAAUGUGCUGGCACCUAUGGCGAUGGACGAAUUGAAAGAACACCUUCACGAAGCCCACUGCAUAUCUUUAUUAACCGAUGCUUCCAAUCAUGGCUCAAUAAAAUUAUUCCCUGUUUUAGUUCGCUAUUUUGUACCAUACGAAGGCGUGAGAGUCAGGAUUUUAGAGUUUCAAAAGCAGCCAGGCGAAUCAUCUGAUAUAAUUGUGGAUUAUUUGAAAGAAGUAUUAUCUUGCAAUGAUUUGAAUAAGAAAACUGUGGCAUUUUGUGCAGACAAUACAAACUGCAAUUUCGGAGGAAAGAAUAGAAAAGGGAUAAAUAAUGUUUACGCGAAAUUUAACCUAUCCGUCGGAAGGCAGCUCAUUGGGAUUGGGUGUGGAGCCCAUAUAAUUCAUAAUGCUAUCAAAACAGCCGCAGAUUGUCUCCCUGCUGACUUCGAAUGCAUCAUUGUGAAAAAUUAUUCAUUCUUCUACAUCUACAGCAUUCGGGUAGAAAUUCUAAGAGUUCUGUGAUUCCACCGACACAGAGUAUCAGAAACUGUUGGGCUACAGUAAAACAAGGUGGCUUGCUUUAAUGCCGGCGCUUGAAAGAAUUUUAAAAAUGUUUCAGCCUUUGAAAACCUAUUUUCUGAGCAUAGAUAAAUGCCCUACUAUUUUAAAAAAGUUUUUCGAAAAUCCCAGCUCUGAAUUGUCGUUAUAUUUUUUGCACGCACAGACAGCGAUUUUUCAUCAAGCCGUGUUGAAAAUCGAGGGACAAAACGUGUCCGCAAUAGAGUCUGCGAAUGAAAUUAAUCGUCUCCGAGUUAACUUAGAACUUAAAGAGAAUUCGAUUUUCCUUCCUCAUUCCGUCCGCAAUCAACUGGUAAAAUUACAAAAAAAAACUGACGUUGCUGUUGAUGAGCAGAAUGUGAAAACUGCGGCAGCGGAUUUUUAUAAGACAAGUAAAGAAUACUUGGAACAGUGGUGCCAGUUCAAUGCACAACUAGCAGUAUUUGAAUGGUCAAGUUUGAGAAAAGUCCCUACUUAGGAAGACGUACAGAAUGUGACGGAUUUGCUGAUCACACAAAGAUUUCUUAGCAGUAGCCAAGAUACGGAGGUGUUCGAUGAGUUUUCGCUUAUUUCCAGUUACGUCACAGUUGAAAAAAUCAAAAGCUGGAACGAUGAAAAUGUUGCUACUGAAGGCCGUUGGGUGGAGCUGUUUAAACACUUCCGUGCUAAUAAUCUCAACUGCACAAACUUUCGCACAAUUAUUGAGUAUGUUUUAUGUAUGCCUGGAAGUAACGCACCUGUCGAAAGAGUUUUUUCCCUAAUGAAUAAAAUAUGGACAAGUGAAAAAACGCAGUUAAGUGUGACAGUUUUAAAAGCUAUUUUAAUUACUAAGACUAACAUCAACAAACAAUGUAAUCAGCUCCAUUCCUACUUGAAAACUAGACCCGAUAUUUUAAAAGUAAUUUGCUCUGCUGACAAAUAUAAAACAAAUACUUAGACAUAAGAUUAAUUUCAUAAAUUAGAUUUAUACGUAUUCUCUCCGUUUUUGAAUAAAAUUUGUUUCUAAAUGCAUAAUUUGUUUUUUUUUUACAAAAUUCCGCAGGCGUCCCGCUCUGACGAAAAAUAUAAA